Molecule: messenger RNA, 309 nt
Organism: Debaryomyces tyrocola
Lineage: Eukaryota; Fungi; Ascomycota; Pichiomycetes; Serinales; Debaryomycetaceae
Source: the annotation of a GenBank genome assembly
AUGAGUUGUCCGUUUUUGAAAAUAUUCAACCCUGCAUCGUUUGCAACAAAAAUGGAAGCAUACGGAAUAUCUAUUGUUGAAAUUGAUGGAGUUUCUGUUUUAACACAUAACGGAAGUAUUAUUAUCCUGAUUUCCGAGAGAUUUACCCAGAGAUAUUUAGUAAAUCUCGUAGGCUGUCCUAGUAUCCGUGAAGGCAUUCUAGUAUCCGUGAAGGCAUUCUAUCAACAAUCAAUAACCCCUUCGACAACCACUCAAAGGACCAUUAUGUGCCCAAAAGUGUUGUAUCUGUCGAUCACGCGUCGGAAAUAG